Messenger RNA from Cyprinodon tularosa, 6066 nucleotides. RefSeq names its product leucine rich repeat containing 4C, genome duplicate b (gene lrrc4cb). NCBI's taxonomy places the organism in Eukaryota, Metazoa, Chordata, Actinopteri, Cyprinodontiformes, Cyprinodontidae. Gene Ontology annotation, biological process: synaptic membrane adhesion; regulation of axonogenesis; modulation of chemical synaptic transmission. Gene Ontology annotation, cellular component: plasma membrane; glutamatergic synapse; postsynaptic density membrane. Bases 1032 to 2927 code for a protein of 631 amino acids. Gene Ontology annotation, molecular function: cell-cell adhesion mediator activity. The transcript has 2 exons. The record is from RefSeq and is a predicted model, not a curated record.
AUGCGCAACAAACACAAGCUUGUGAGUCACAAGCGCGCACGGUAGAUCUGAGCCUGGAGACGAUUUGAGCGCGCUCUCUAUUCAAGUCAUGGACGGCAGCGGGCUGGGGGACCAUUAGGAGCCGCUGGCAAAUAGACGCUUUAUUGCAACACACGGACGCUGAAGCCAGAACCACGCAAACUGGACCCGCAAUCCCUUACAAGCGGAAUUAUCUCCAUUGUAAUCAAUAAACCGAAUCGCUUUGGCGAGUGGAUAAAACAUCUCGCCCCGUUGAAUCUUCUUGAUAGAAAACGCUGUAUGCCAUAUGCUCUGCGAAUUUCAGUGCAGCCUAUGGCAAACAAUUUGUCCCGAUGCGGAGCCUCUUAUAGAUACAGGAGGACGGAUAUCCUUCAUUUUAUCCAAUAGGCAUUUUGAGUUUUUUAUUUGUUGUUUUCUUUUGGAUGCUUGUUUUAUCUCUUGCUGCGCUGACCUUAUUCACAGUGCUAUUAAUUGGUAAACGUUGACUGUCAUGCGGUAAUGAACAUUUCAUUUGGGGAAAACCCUUUAUUUUUGAUUACUUUGUGCUCUUUGUGUCUUGUUUUUUGGAUCGAUUUAUUCUGUGGAUUCGCCGAGGAGACUGUUUUUUUAGGGUGAGAAGCGGCCUGUAUACGGACUUCAUUCACCGUUAAAAAAAAAAAAAAAAAAAAAAAACUGCAGGAUUUUCCUCCUCCUCAGUCCAGAUGAAUGCCUUCAAGUUGGGCAGGCUCCUGCUGCUCUUCUGAGGGUUUAGCAUGGUGAUCACCCCGCAGAUGAACUCAACUCUCUCUGAGUUUUUGGCGUUUUUCGCAGGCGAGAAAUCUUGACUUGUGAUCGAGAGAGACGCGGACUGCAGCAGCCUCCAGCCCCCCUUUUCACAUGGAGAUUUGUGUCUCGGUUGUACUGCAAAUCUUUAAAACGUGGACGGGGGCCCUGAUGAUUUUUCCUGCGCUGUUGACGUCCUCGAGUUCUUUUAUUCGAAAAGAUGCGUAAGCCUAACGACAGAUGAACUAUGAAUGCGGAACACAAUGAUCUACUCCCUCGAACGCCAGACAAUGAGAGGUCGUAGGCUGAAGGGGGCGCUGUCCAACCCCCUUUUUGUGGUUCUUUUGGCUCUUCAGAUACUGGUGGUGGCUGGGCUAGUUCGUGCUCAGACCUGUCCCUCUGUCUGCUCAUGUAGUAACCAGUUCAGCAAAGUAAUCUGCACACGCCGAGGUCUACGGGAUGUCCCAGAUGGCAUUUCUACCAACACCCGUUACCUGAACCUUCAGGAUAAUCUAAUUCAAGUCAUCAAGGUAGAUAGUUUCAAGCAUCUACGCCACCUUGAGAUUCUGCAACUGAGCAAGAAUCAUAUCCGCAGCAUUGAAAUCGGUGCUUUCAAUGGGUUGGCAAGUCUAAAUACCUUAGAACUCUUUGAUAAUCGACUUACGACAAUUCCCAACGGAGCAUUCGAGUACUUGUCCAAACUUAAAGAACUGUGGCUACGUAACAACCCCAUUGAAAGUAUACCAUCUUAUGCCUUCAACCGGGUUCCUUCACUUCGCAGGCUAGAUCUGGGGGAGCUCAAGCGUCUCUCCUACAUUUCUGAUGGAGCUUUCAAGGACUUGACCAACUUGCGCUACCUAAAUUUGGGAAUGUGUAACCUUAAAGAGAUCCCUAACAUAUUACCCUUGGUUAGGCUAGAAGAGUUAGAAAUGUCAGGAAACCAGUUGACUGUCAUUAAACCCAGUUCCUUUACAGGUUUAGUGAACCUUCAGAAGCUCUGGAUGAUGCAUGCCCAGAUCCAAACUAUAGAGAGAAACUCCUUUGAUGAUCUUCAGUCACUGGUGGAGCUCAACCUUGCUCACAAUAACCUGACAUUUCUGCCACAUGACCUCUUUACACCGUUGCACCAUCUGGAAAGAGUGCACCUCCACCACAACCCUUGGAGCUGCAACUGUGAUAUUUUGUGGCUCAGUUGGUGGCUUAAGGAAACGGUGCCUGCCAAUACCAGUUGCUGUGCUCGUUGCCAUUCUCCUUCAGCUUUUAAAGGUCGAUAUAUUGGUGAACUGGACCACAGCUACUUCCAGUGUGAUGUUCCUGUUAUUGUAGAGCCACCCAGUGAUUUAAAUGUGACAGAAGGUAUGGGUGCGGAACUCAAAUGUCGUACAAGCUCAUUGACAUCCAUAAGCUGGCUCACCCCAAAUGGCUCUUUGAUAACACAUGGGGCUUAUAAGGUACGGUUGUCUGUGCUCAAUGAUGGGACACUAAAUUUUACAAGUGUGACAAUGCAGGACACUGGGACUUACACCUGUAUGGUUAGCAACACAGCAGGAAACAUUACUGCAUCUGCAGUCCUUAAUGUCACAUCUGUUGAUAACAAUGGAGUUACCUAUUUUACCACAGUCACUGUGGAGACCAUUGAGACCAUUGUGGAAGACAGCCAAACUACAUUUCCCCCAAUCGAAUGGAUGCCAUCCUCAACUACAAAGGGUGUGCCUAUUUCAACAAGGACCACAGAGCGGACUUACACCAUACCAGUUAUCGAUGUUGAUGGAGAAGGAGCCCUCAAUGGUCUAGAUGAGGUGAUGAAAACCACCAAGAUAAUCAUUGGAUGUUUUGUAGCCAUUACACUCAUGGCUGCUGUUCUGCUGGUUAUUUUUUAUAAGAUGAGGAAGCAGCAUAACCAACAGGAUCCUGAUGGUCCUGCCUCCUCCAUGGAAGUCAUUACUGUCGAAGAAGAGCUUGCAGGUGUUGCUGCUAUGGAGAGACACUUGUCGCUCCCCCCACUGGAGCAUUACAACCACUACAACACCUACAAGAGCACUUAUCACCACGCUCCUAUGCUCAGUACCAUACACAGCUCGGCCACACAGGAACCUUUGCUGAUUCAAGCUUGUUCAAAAGACAAUGUCCAAGAAACCCAAAUCUGACCUUGAGAUUGACUAUAUAUUCAGUAAUAUAAGUCUAGAACUGGAGUACAGUGGACCAAAACAUAAAAAUAAAAGAAAUAAAAUGCAGUUGAUUUGACAGCUGAUCUUGAUGGCACUUAACCAUCUUGUCUGGCAAAGGGACGACUUAAAACUUUAAAAAGGGUCUUUACAAAAACAAAAGCUAUUUAUUAAAAAUGUCUAGUGGCUAAAUGAAAAAAAAAAACAAAACAAUUUGUGAUAGCUUUUUAGCUCAUUUUUUCUCUCACUCUGUGUAAUACUGCUCAAGGGAAAGAAUGGUUUAUUGCAGGUAAAUCUUAUCUGUAUUAAUUGCAGAUUGGGAAAAUCUCUGCAGGUUUUGACCUCAUGUUGACAUCUUUCUAAUUCCAUUAACUUGUUAAUUCAUCGAAGGGCAUUGCCGUGUCCAAAACUGAAGACACUUACAGUAUGAGACAUUUAGCAAAAGAACUGCUGGGAUAUUUUUCUAACUACCAUAUUCCAGCUGUCACUCACAACAAGAUUAGAUCUUUUAAUGACACAGCUCUAGUUUAUAUCACCGUGGAACCAGCAUGCCCACAGAGCAAAGCUGCCAAAUGAGUAAAUGUGCAUUUCCCCUGUGGCUCCUAAACAACAGCCAUACAUCCUUUGCUUUAAUUAAGAUUAAGGUCUGCUCCCACUCUACCUCCUCACAUUUUUCGAGACUUCUUACCCUUAAUCAUUUUCCUUCUGUUCCUCCUCUCUUCUAUCUCAAAAUUACACAAAAUUCAGGUCAACAUUUGCCCUGUUUUUCACUCCUUUAGUUGGUGGGAUUGCCUUUUUAUCCAGGAGCUAAACAUGUUCUUCACUCGUUUCAUUUUUCAUUUGUCUUGCUUUGUCUGCAAAUGUGUGCCUCACAAUGGCAGGAUAUUUCUUAGGAAAAUGAAGGGUAGCAUAAGGUUGUGCUCUGCAGCCUCCCUGUUAACCUGGUAAUGAUUUACGUCCACGCGGUGUCGCGCCACCUUGCCGUCACCCCAGGGUCACAGGAGCUCAGGCGCUGAUAGUCCAUCUGUUUGUUCAGAUAAAAAGGCAAAUGAGUCUAGUUUGUAAUGUAGUGUGACCCUGUCAGACACACAGGGCUACUUUAAUCAGUGAAGCAGCUCGGAAUCUGUAACAAACUAAGAAAAGUUGUGUUAUAGCUCAUCAAUCUCAUCAAUCUGUAUCAGCAGUUCAUUUCAAGACUAAUAGAGGAAAGCUGAUAAGAAAACAGCAUGAGACUUUGUGCCUGACAUCUUACAGAGGGUAGAGGGCUUUGAUAUUGACACAACCCCUGCUCAGUUUCAUCUUAUGUAGAGGAAAAACUCCUAGACUCUUUAAUGUUGCACCAUUUAUAAGCCAUCAAAACAUUGUCUCUCCUCCUGUCUAUUUACAUUCUGGGGUUUUCAUUUAGUCUUCAAAAAAGGGGUCUUAAAGAGAAGGAUAAUAGCAGUGAAAGUAAAGAGUAGUGGUUGGGCUAGAAGCAAGAAGCAAGUAGUCAUAAGGGGCUUCAUAUGAACAGUGGUCAUGAAAAGGUCUUCAAACAAAGAUAUUGCACAUAUGAUGGGGGCGAAGUAGGAAAAUAGAUAAAUAAGGAGGCAAACUAGCCAUCAGCUUGUCACCAUGGAAACAGUGACCUUAUGUGGAAUGUAAGAAGAGGUAGACAUGCCUUUUGCUUUGGUCUCUGUGCAACAAGAAUAUUUUAAUUUCCCAAUGGCAAAUUCACAGUUUGGGCCAGGUAUUAACAAAACUGGCUUAAUGGAAUGUCUAUUUACAAAUAGGUUUCGUGGGAUUUGACACACAUGGCACAUUAUACUGAUAAACAAAAUCUGGCUUGUAGUGUUUUUAGCAUACUUUUCAUACAAAUUGCAUCAGAAUAGAUACAAAAUCCUUGAUCGCCACCACCAUUGACCCACAAGUUUAACAUUUUCUAGUACUUUUUCAAAGAAGUGCAGUUAAUUAUGCCAUGGGCACAGUUAGACUGAGGAUAAUUAAAUUUUUUUUUCGGAAGUAAUAAAUAUUUUGAACUGAUCUAACAGUAGAUCUUACUCGAACCCCUUAAUAAAAAGGAGGCCUUGGAAGACUCGGAGCCUAUCCUAAAUCAUAAAUGGUCAAAAACUCGAGUUAAAUGAGCCAAAAAGCUGGUAUACAAUAAUAGGUGUUUUAGCUCUGUGAUGGUAUUAAAUGCUUUCCCAUUAUAUUAGUUGAAUUAAAUGAAUUUAAAUUUCUAUAUACCGACUGUAGAGAUAUUUUUGUGCUUGUUGACUGCAUGUCUAUGGGUUUUACACUACUAUAUUAGCAACAAAAGCAGAAGUACAUAUUUCAUCGUUUGUUUUGAAAGGCACUCCAGACAGGUAAAAUGCAAGUCAGGCUUUUGCAGCUAAACCAGGAACUGUCAACUGCGGCUCUUCACAAUAGAUGACAAAAAAUAGCGCAAUUAAUGUUAAAGACAAUGAAUAAACCAUUCUUUCCCUUUUCACUCUUUUCCUUUUUCCAAAUGCUCACUUCCUUUUCAAUGCUUUUGGUGGAUUAAUGAUUCAGUGUUGAUGCUGGCUACAGUUAAAAAAGGUAAAACAUUUUUAUAUAUAUUUGAAGCUUGUGAUUUUUAAGAAUGAAUGGAAUAUCUGUGUAUUGGUAGUUGCUUUUGGCAGGAUAGCUUAUCUAGAAAGAUAUUUGAUUGCUGGAGGGAAUUGAGUCUAGACUGUCGAGCAGAAUGUUGGACUCGACAUACCAGCAGACCGAGUUUGUUUUUUGUGCAAACCCCCUGCCAAGGUGAUCAAAUUCUUGUGUGUUAUUCUGCCACUUGUCCAUAUAUAGAGGGAGUUAUCAUAUGUGGGGACAUUCUCUCUCAUUUUUCGGAGAGGAUAAUCAUCACAUGGCUAAAUUUCUACAGAAAAAAAAAAGUAUUUUCAAAGCAUAAUGCAAAAAAAAAGAUCUUCAGAUCAUAAUUUUACAUGUGCUCCAAGUUGUUAAAAAAAAAAAAAAAAGACAAAACAAAAACCAGAAAAAAAGAGUGCUUGUACGGAGUCCAAAUAAUUUCAUUAAGGAUGAUGUUCAUUAUUGAUACCUGAGAUUGUAGUUCAUAAUGUACAUGAAUACAAUAAAAAAUGGCAAUUCUCUUUUUCUUAAA